AGGCUCCUUGUACAGGGAGGGCGGAUUCAGCAAGACCAGCAGUGCCAGUCCUAGGAACCCCUGUCUCAAAUAAUCCAGGCAUAAAUAAGCAUUUGAAAAGGGAUGAUUCUUCAGCUGUAAUUACAGGUAGAUGUCAUCUGAGGACUUACUAGCUUCAGGAAGCAUGCGGUCCCUUGCACUGUGGAGCUCAACUAGAACUUUAUGCUGAACCCCACACAGGAGGACAGCCUGGCCAUGGCACUGCCAGCCCUCAGCAGCUCCAGAUCCUCCCCGAAGAGGGUCCCUGCCUGGGUAGCCAGGCACUGCACUCCCGCACCCCAGGACAUUGCCAGGAGCCACACAUCAUCACUGCCAUUGGGGACAGUCUUGGGCCACUGGACAUGUCUGCCAUGCCUACUAGGGUGGCAGCCUUCCAGCCUGCAAGGAGCUGCUUGGAGUGAUUGGAGAUCUGCACCAGAGCCAACAUUUAGAAGCCUCCAGAACAGGAAUAACCAGGAUGAUCCCAUCAACUGCAGCCACUCCUCCUUCUGAGGCUGUCUUUCACAACCUAUCUUCGCAGGAUUUCUGGAGGUCACAAAUCUCAGGCUAUUCUGGAUCAGUAACACGCCAUAUCAGUCAUCGUGCCAACAACUUUAAAAGACACCCAAAAAGAAGGAAACACAUCCGCCCUUCUCCUCCACCUCCCCCAAACACCCCAUGUCCUAUUGAGCUGAUUGACUUUGGGGAUCUUCACCCUCAGAGGUCUGUUCUAGAGCUCUUAUUUAAUGGAUGUAUCCUGUUUGGGAUUGAGUUCAGCUAUGCCAUGGAGACAGCCUAUGUGACUCCUGUGCUGCUUCAGAUGGGGCUGCCAGAUCAGUUAUAUGGAAUGGUGUGGUUUAUCAGUCCAAUAUUAGGAUUCCUACUGCAGCCUUUGCUGGGGGCCUGGAGUGACAGGUGCACCUCCAGAUUUGGAAGGAGAAGACCCUUCAUUCUAGUCCUGGCAAUAGGAGCAUUAUUGGGACUCUCACUUAUGCUGAAUGGCAGGGAUAUUGGCAUUACCUUGGCUGACACUGUAAAUAACCAUAAAUGGGGGAUAAUUCUCACAGUCUGUGGAGUUGUCUUAAUGGACUUCAGUGCAGAUUCAGCAGACAAUCCUAGUCAUGCCUACAUGAUGGAUGUGUGUAGCCCAGUGGAUCAGGACAGGGGCCUUAACAUCCAUGCUUUAUUAGCAGGUGGGAUGGCAACAUCAUUUAGAGGGAGAAAAGUGAGCCUACUGCAAUCAGGAGAACAUUUUUACUCCUUAGGUCUUGGAGGUGGUUUUGGUUAUGUUGUUGGAGGAAUAAAUUGGGAAAAAAACAGUUUUGGAAGAGCCGUAGGAGGGCAACUUCGUGUCAUUUAUGUCUUCACAUCAAUAAUACUGACCAUCACUACUGUCUUGACUCUAAUUAGCAUUCCAGAAAGGCCCCUGCAGUCUUCUACCAAGAAAAAAAAGGUGAUGAAGAGUCCAAGUCUUCCUCUUCCUCCUUCCCCACCUCUCUUAUUUGAGGAAGGUAUAAAUGAAAACCUCAGUUCUCAUAGCUCGUCUCAUUUGUAUGCAAGUUUUACAACUCCAAUUUCUCCUCCCAGCCCACUCACACCCAAAUAUGGCAGUUUUAUCAGCAGAGACAACUCCUUGACAGGAAUUAAUGAGUUUGCAUCAUCAUUUGGGACCUCAAAUAUUGACAGUGUGCUCAUAGACUGCUUUACAGGAGGACAUGAUGGUUAUUUAGCAAUCCCAGCAAGCUUGCCCAGGCAGACAAUCAGUGUGAGCUUUCCAAGAGUAAGGGAUGGCUUUUACUGUCAAGAAAAUGGAAUUCUGGAACAAGGGGAGAAUUCUGUAACUCCUGGGCCAGAUGGAGAUGCACUAAGGGUGGGUUCACUGGAUGCAAUAAAGCCACAAUCAUCAGGGAUCCUGAAAAGGCCCCAGACCUUGGCCAUUUCAGAUACUGUAAUAGGAAAUUGUCCAGAGAGCAGCAGAAGGAAUGUAACCUUCAGCCAACAGGUUGCUAAUAUUUUACUGAAUGGUGUGAAAUAUGAGAGUGAGCUGAAUGGAUCAGGUGAGAUGUCUGAUCAACCACUUUCCAUGAAACAUCUUUGUUCAACCAUCUGCCACAUGCCUACGGCUCUGCGUAACCUCUGCAUCAACCACUUUCUAGGUUGGCUGUCAUUUGAGGGGAUGCUACUGUUCUAUACAGACUUUAUGGGAGAAGUAGUAUUCCAAGGAAAUCCCAAAGCACCUCACAACUCAGAUGAGUACCAAAAAUACAAUGCUGGGGUCACCAUGGGCUGCUGGGGAAUGUGUAUCUAUGCAUUCAGUGCUGCAUUCUAUUCAGCCAUACUAGAAAAGCUGGAGGAAUACUUCAGUAUUCGCACUCUCUAUUUCAUAGCAUAUCUUGCCUUUGGACUUGGCACAGGCUUGGCUACACUCUCCAGAAAUAUUUAUGUGGUUUUAUCACUAUGUGUAACUUACGGUAUUUUAUUUUCAACACUCUGCACACUCCCUUAUUCUCUAUUAUGUGAUUAUUACCAGAAUAAAAAGUUUGCUGGCCCGAGUGUGGAGAGCCCACGGCGCGGCAUGGGCGUGGACAUCUCACUGCUGAGCUGCCAGUACUUCCUGGCACAGAUCCUGGUAUCCGUGGCCAUGGGCCCCCUCACUGCGCUAGUAGGCAGUGCCAACGGCGUCAUGUACUUUGCUAGCCUUGUGGCCUUUGCUGGUUGCCUCUUUUCCUCUCUCUACGUUACCUAUGAGAUCCCAUCCACUGAGGAGCUGCCAGAGGAACAGCAGCCACUUGUGCGAACAGUGUGACGUGUGGGCACAGGCUGCACUGGAGCCAAUAAAAGCAAAUGAGGCCAG
This is a messenger RNA of Alligator mississippiensis (American alligator), 2872 nucleotides long. It is a transcript of the gene SLC45A1, whose product is annotated as solute carrier family 45 member 1. The transcript is spliced from 14 exons. Bases 497 to 2824 code for a protein of 775 amino acids. Gene Ontology annotation, cellular component: membrane. The record is from RefSeq and is a predicted model, not a curated record. Gene Ontology annotation, molecular function: sucrose:proton symporter activity. NCBI's taxonomy places the organism in Eukaryota, Metazoa, Chordata, Crocodylia, Alligatoridae. Gene Ontology annotation, biological process: transmembrane transport.